Nicrophorus vespilloides is the source of this 1667-nucleotide messenger RNA. RefSeq lists its product as uncharacterized. Gene Ontology annotation, biological process: triglyceride biosynthetic process. Gene Ontology annotation, cellular component: plasma membrane. The transcript has 8 exons. Bases 92 to 1615 code for a protein of 507 amino acids. Gene Ontology annotation, molecular function: diacylglycerol O-acyltransferase activity; long-chain-alcohol O-fatty-acyltransferase activity. NCBI's taxonomy places the organism in Eukaryota, Metazoa, Arthropoda, Insecta, Coleoptera, Silphidae. The record is from RefSeq and is a predicted model, not a curated record.
GAACCAUUCCUAUUUUACUCCAUGCUAAAGAUUACAAACAUAUUAUAUUAUAUAAAGCUGAUGAACAUAUUUUAACAGUCUAGAUUCAACCAUGUCGUUCAAAACCCAAUUACUUUUUCGAUUCUUUGAACCAUUCCUAUUUUACACCAUGCUAAAGUUCCUUUUAGGGAAUUCCAAUCCAAAAUUGCCGAUAAAACUCUUAUUGAUUAUCAUUGUUGCACUUCUUGUCCCCAUUUGGUUACUUACAAUAACAAUUUUAAGAUUAUACAGAAAUUCCCUUGGUUUGUUGCUGUAUUUCAAGCAUGGCGAUAAAUUUAUCACAUUCAUGCACGGUAUUGACAGAUUAUUCUCGUUGUUUCCAAAAACAGACCAAGGUAGCACCAAUAUUAUAUUCUUAUUAAAUUUCGAAGGAUCAGGAGAUGAAUUCUACAAGAUCACUUCAGAGUUCUUGUUCAAUCAAUUCAAAGAACCAAAAUUCAAUUGUCUCAGGAAGAAAUUUCUCGGAUAUUACUAUUACAUGAAGAACAGUUCCGCUAAGGAAGACGUAAUCAAAGAGAUUCCAAUUAAGGUAGAUGAUAUCAUGGAUUACAUGGAAUUUUUGGAACACUUACCAUUACCCUACGAUGAUGAAUCCAUGCUGCUUUACCACAUUGGCAAAGAACGUGUGAAGAACACUCAAGGAAAAUGGUGUUAUCCCAUUUUAAUCAAAAUGCACCACUCGCUAGGAGACGGUUUAUCAUUACUAAGACAUUUAAACAAUCUGUCGACGAAUAAAUUUAAUUAUAUAAAAAACAUGAGUAUGCAACAAAAAUCAACUGUUGGAAGAGUUUCAGAAUUUUGGAGAUGCAUAAAGUCAUCGCAAUUUGAUAAUUGCAGAUUUCUUACUAAUCCUGACAAUGUGUUCACGACCAAACACAAUGGCCAGAAACAUUACGUCCUUUGGACUGAGGAUAAACCUGACGUUUUGGAUAAAAUGAAACAGAUUCAAAAACUCCUACCCGGUGGAACAACAACCAUGGCAAUUAUGAACACAGCUUUGUCAAAAGCGUUUGAAGAAUAUUACGUUUCGAAAUCAUUGAGAAAACCAGACUUCUUAAACCUAACGUACACGAUUUUGCCGCAAAUAAGCAACAGCAAAUUCAGCGAAUACACGAACAGUUUCGGUACGAGCGACAUGAAAUUACCUGUAAACUUCAGUGGAAACUUAUUGGAUAGAUUGAAGUGCACUAUUAUCGAAAAUCAUCGACAACCGACGUUAAUGAAUCACAAAUUUAACGAAUGGUGUUCUAAAGUUCUCUAUUCGAUAUUUCCCAAUUCUCUGGUGAAAAUCUUCAUUAUGAGAAUGUACAAUUCCGUGCUUUUAAGCAACUUGCCGGGCAGCGAAGAAGAAUUGGACUUUGACUACAUGAGUUUAGAGGAUUACCACUAUUGGGUGACGAAUGUUUGCGAAGCUGGUAUUGGCAUUGCAACGUAUUCUUAUGCGCGUCGCUUGAAUGUGUCUUUCAAAGUGGACAAAGGCGUUAUACCUGAAUCAGUCGAUGCUCACAGAUUAUGCAAUUCAAUGAUGGAAAACAUUUACAAGUUGUAUGAUGAAUGCUUAAAGGAAUAUAAAUAAUUCAUUUACAAUUGUAACAAAAUAUUUAUAUAUGCAAGUAAUUUGAACUAGA